AUGUCCACAGUUGUCAUUUCUGGUAUACCUAUCUCACUUUAUUGUUUUGUUCGAGAAAUGGGAAAACCUUUCAAAGUUAUUAUUGGAAGGAAUAAUAAUGUUUCCGAUCUCAAGGAGUUCAUCAAGAAUGCAAAUUCGAAUAACUUUGCAACAAUCGAUGCUUAUAAAAUCAACCUAUGGAAACUUAAAAACCCUAUACCUGGCGAAAACUUCGAGGAGCUACAAAAAAUUACGCUCGAAAAUAACGACAAUUUAACUUUAAUGGUUGAAACACAAAUAAUUGCAUACUACUAUAUCACACCGCAAGCAAAUCUAAUCCAUGUUAUUGUAGAAAUACCCGUUAAUACUGGUGAGUUAGUCAUAUUUAAUUUGAUCAACGCGCAAAUGACUUUACUUUUGAUAGCCAUAUUUUGUCUUGUUUCUUACUCUCGCAAUUCUAUUCCAGUAGAUUUAGGUCAAGCCGCCAAAAGACAAAUUUUAGGAAGAUUAGAUAUUAAAAAUAUAUUAGAUAUUGUCAUCGGAUACCGGAACCUUGGCAGACUUCCUGAAUUUUUACGAGAUAAUAUUGAGGAUCAAGAAAUGGAAUUAGAAGAACAGAAAGAACGAGAAAAAGUGCUUGAAGAAGAGUCUUCUAAUUUGAUCAUACACCCUGAAAAAAAACGGCUUGCGGUGAUCAAAGGACAUAAACUCUAUGCAAGGAAAGCUUACAAAGAUCUUUAUCACAUAGUUAACAGCGAGGAUUUUAUUUUUAAGCCAGAUGAAGUAGAUGAAGCGAGCAAUUUAUUAUACUGUUUUGAGGGUACCAAACUCCAUGUCGGAACAUUUAGAGACUUUUCGGAUCAACUAUAUAACAAUUCCAAAAUUUGGUACUUGGUGGAUAGCACACCUCCACUCGGCAUCCAAGCAAGAACGGUGGUUUCUGCAUCAGCAAGAAGUAUUAAAAGCAGAGAGUUUAAAAAUUUCAUCAAGGAUCUUGUUAACAUCUUUUGCAUGCCGCCAUGGUCAAUAGAAGAGUUGGAAAUUUGCCAAAAAGAAAUCUUCCCGAUGGUACCACCAGAUUUGAUGUACGACCUCAUUGAUGAAACGGGAGGUAUACCAAGAUACGUUCUUGCACUACCAGCAUCCAUUAUUCAAAAAUUGAAAAAAAGUGAGAAUUCACAGUCUCUUAAAAAUCGAGAUUAUAUUGAGAUUAAGAAAAUGUCUUUAAAACAUGUUGAAGACUCCCUCUCUGAAGUCAGCGAUAUCUCAAGGCUUGUUCAGUGCUUUUCUCAAAAUGCUCGAUAUGUUGAAUACAGCAGUCGGCUUAUUCAUCGGUGGCCUGACACUUUCUACAGAGAACAUCGUCUCUCAUGGGCUUCUAAUCGAAUUUUUGAUAGAAUCGUGGCAAAACUGGAAGAUGAAAGAUGGAAAAAUCUAUUUUUGAAAAUACAAGAUCCUAAUGAUCUUUCCAGCUCUAGGGGAAUUAUGUUCGAGUCACAUGUCCUUCACCUAUUCAAAGUUGGUGGCAUGAAAUUCGAAGCAAAAAGUUUACAAAAAAAUAAGGGUGAUCAGAUCUUUUACGACGAAUUGAAUUUAAUUAAUAACCCAAAAAUAAAGUACAUCCGACAAGUUAUCCAUCUCCAAAAUUGCGAUGAGGAUAGCAUUAUCAAGCCGACCAUAAAAAAUUUUGGUGCGGCUGAUCUAUUUGCUGCGCCAGACAGGAUCUUUCAAAUUACCGUGUCACAAAACCAUCCCAUUAAACAUAGCGAACUGGUCAAAAUAAUUCAAAAUAUGCCAGCGUUCAAAAAAAAUCCUAAUGCAAGAAUUUAUUUUUAUUUCAUUGUACCAGACGAUAUAUAUGAUACUUUCAGACACCAAAGAUAUAUAACACCAAAGAAAAAAAUUGGAAAAGAUCUCGAGGCCUUUAAAGAAAUUAAACGCAAAUCAGCCAUCCUCAAUAAUGUAGAACAAUGGGCAUUAAAAAUAAAAAUGACGCCUGAAAUGAAUGUAACUACUGUGAUUAACAACAUGGUAACGGCG
Messenger RNA from Funneliformis mosseae, 2019 nucleotides. Lineage: Eukaryota; Fungi; Glomeromycota; Glomeromycetes; Glomerales; Glomeraceae. The record is from the annotation of a GenBank genome assembly.